Paramacrobiotus metropolitanus is the source of this 1824-nucleotide messenger RNA. RefSeq lists its product as uncharacterized. Bases 192 to 1472 code for a protein of 426 amino acids. The record is from RefSeq and is a predicted model, not a curated record. The transcript has 2 exons. Lineage: Eukaryota; Metazoa; Tardigrada; Eutardigrada; Parachela; Macrobiotidae.
AAAAUUGCAAAAAAUUGGAAAAACGUGUGUACAGGUAAUGUGUAUAAAAGGCUUGCAAACAGGAGAACGGGAUUAUGUAGAAUUGGGGAUACAGUGGGAUCAAGCUGCUGAAUUGUGUUUUUUGGGUCUACGCUUACGGGCCGAAUGUGUUUCACCGUCAAACUGAUAAUAAGAGUUAAAAAUUACUACAAAUGAAUUACGAAAAAAUUGAUCUUGACUCGGUAGGACUGGUGUCAUAUGAUUUCGCUCCGCGUUGUAUUCAGCCGGACUCAUUAUUACACUGGCCCGUGUUUGACCAUUUCCACACCGUGUUAGAAUCGGCCAACACCUUUCUCUCGAUCAACCCCGGAGUACACGCGGUCGCCUGCGAAACGCUACACCUUCGCGUGGAAAAAGACCACAUACGAGACCCGGAUCGUAGUGAUUAUUUCCAGACAGGGGAAAUUCUCCGCCCGUUCGUUAAAGGUCUUCGCGUCUGGGUGCAGAAACGGCCAGAAAAUCUCCGCAGUCCCAUUCCGGAUCAGAUCAACUACAUUAACUUCGUGCCGAACAUUGCGAAAACGGAAGCCGCGGAUAAAAAUCCGAUGGAAAUCAUUACCGAGAUGAAUGACUGGAUUAAAGAGCACCGCAUUCCCGGCCGGAUUAUUUCCAUCGAUACACUGCAGAUGCGCGGUGUGGAAGGCGAAGUCAACGUGGAUAUUACCAGCUGGAAGCAGGACAGUGCCGCGCAUGUCAAACAGAGCUUUUUGAACUUUUUCCGAAUUUUCUACGUGAUUGAUGCAUCGUAUCCCGUCGAGGAAAUCGGGUUUAUGGAUUUUCUUCCCGAAACGCUGGAAGGUGUGGGGAUUUUCAGCUGGCCAAUCGUCGAACGCUUACCGGAAGUGGUGGAUCACGUUAGCCAAUGGGCGAAGCGCUUGCCGCCCAACGUCCGCCUCCUCAACUUUCAGACUAUUCUGUGUCGUUCUGACUACAAAAUGUGUCUGGAUCCAUACAAAACAUAUUACUGGGAUGAAUAUUUCCACGUGUACCAUCGACGACUAUUGCGUAUCGGGUACGCAUUGACCACGGAAAAGAGCCUUCCUGUUGUGCCGGUUGCCAAUAUGGUCACCACAGUAUUGUUCGCUCCCGGCAUCGUCCGCGACCCGCACUGGUAUAAAUGGUCCGGUGCGUAUGAAACGCAAAGCACGGUAAAGGAGCGUAUGAAUGCGUGGAUUAAACUCACGCAGGCUAGUGUUGUCGGGGUGGAAACGCUAGCGUACAAGGCUAGCACAGGAGCGGAGUGCUCCGAAGGGUUUAAUGCAAUGCACACCUGGAACGAGAAAGGUCGUCAUGGUGCCAAGCAGGAACAGUAUCUCAUUUGUUUAAGGGUUUAUAUCAACGGUGCGCCUGAUGAGCCGAAAGAUUUUCUCUGGCCAAAAACCUUGCUAGACUGGGAAAAGGAAAACCCGAGUAGUAAUUGUAAAUUUUGUUGAUUCUGAAUGCUGCAUAGAUUUGCGGUAGCCCAUGCAUUUAUCUAGGUGUAAAAGAUGUUUGUUCAUACAGCUAUUGUACAGAUAUUGUAUAUGCUAUUAUACUCUGCACAGUAAAUAAUACCUACAUUUCGUUGUGUAUGCCUAUUAAAUGUUCAAAUUUUGAACAAUUUCACUAUUGAUAAAGAUCUAGACCAUUCAAAUAAUUUUUUUAGUAAAAUCUGAAGCUGCUUUGUUUUAAUUUAUGUAUGUGUUUUCACGCGAUAAUGGUAAAUUUUGCUCUGUCCAACGAUUUCGUUGCAGCUUUGACCCCUUAUGGUUUUCUCCGUGCCACAGUUUAAAUAUAUUAAUUUUU